AUGAAGAAAAACAGCAAUCGAGCGGUCUGGGUUUAACACCAAGGCGACCAUUAACGAAAAGUUCUAAGCCAGAGGUUCGCUUUACUCUCACAAGGUGUCCAUCGGAUUCCUCUGAAGUGAGUGAACAGGCCGGCACCGUUGUCGAAGAGAAGGUCAUGGUGCAUGCCGCACUGGAUGGGUCUGUUGAGCACACGAUCUCUCCACCCGUUUCGAAGAGAGUUACAAAUUCAGACUCACGUAAACGAACCUAUCAUGAAAUUACCAAUGAAGAAAUUAUAUCACUGUCAGACCUACCAAAGACGCCUAGAUCAAGAAAAAGUUAUAAAGAACACGUAACCGAGAGAAUUCGAUCAAGCCCUAGGCUUAAUCCAGUUACAGAGCUAUUUAAAAAUGUCACAACCGAUUUGAAGGAAGAAUCGUAUGUAGAAUCCGAUGUGAAUGAGCCUGAACAAAAUUUGGUUGUAACGACAACCAGAACGUUGAGAUCACGAAGAAGUUAUCAAGAAUUCACAAAACCGUCACAGUCAAGCACAAAUCUUAGGAAAACAAAAUCGAAGACGCAGGAAACUAAGUCGUCUCUUUGUAGGGACGUACUUGAAAAUAAUGCUUUCAACAAGAUGGUGGCCCUUUCGACACCUACUAUUGAACAAGACAUCUCCACACUUCCAAGCGAAGAAAACCAGAACAUCGUCUCUACAACAGAAAAUCAUGCUAACGAAAGCUAUCAAUGUGAGCAGAUGGACGUAUCUGAAAUCAUUGAAAGUGAUCCGGUUGUGGCUUCGGAAGUCGAAGUCCCUACGAAUAACCAAGACAAUGAUGCGGAAUCUGGUCUGAACGUUGAAAUUAAACCUGACGUUGUCAGUGCAGAUGUCGAAAUUGGCGCGUCGGGCGAGGAAGCAGGCAAACAAGUGCCGGAAGUCAGUUCUUCUGUUGAAGUUGGUCCAUUAACCGAAGAAAAUUUCAAUCUGUAUGACGAUUUGCAAGAUGACAUUUAUGGAUUGGCCGAUCCGGACAUGUAUCCCUGUGAUGUGCCCAUCGAAUUGAAUGAAGAAGUUUGCUUAUCUUCUAUCGCCCAACAGGAAAGUGAUGCUGAUGUUUUAAAUUUAUCUGCUGGUGAACAUUCACUCUGUUCUUCAAAAGUUG
Molecule: messenger RNA, 1143 nt
Organism: Photinus pyralis (common eastern firefly)
Lineage: Eukaryota; Metazoa; Arthropoda; Insecta; Coleoptera; Lampyridae
Exons: 4
Source: RefSeq, a predicted model, not a curated record